AUGCAUAAGAAUGUUUUUUUUUCUAGCUUUGAGCAGGAUGGAAAGUUCAGCAAGGAAGCUGUUGUUGGGAUAGACGAGGCAGGACGAGGCUCUGUAAUGGGAUACAUGGUCUACGGCGCCUUGAUAAUGCCAAGGGGCUUUUCCGAGGCUGUUGAGUUCAAGGACUCCAAAAAACUAUCUUCCUCAACAAGAGCUCGGCUGUUCGAGUGCAUAAAGGAGCACAAAGAGUUCGAAUACAUUUACUAUUGCAAUCAUCCAGACUACAUAUCAGAGCAAAUGCUCAGCGGAGACAAAAACCUAAAUGAAAUCUCAUUUGACUCAAUUUUAAAAAUACUAGACGAGAUCACGAAAAGAUGUAAGACUGUUAGCACUGUUUAUAUAGAUGCGCUAGGAGAUUGCAAAGAAUGUGCAAAGAAGCUUGAAAUGCUGUAUCCAUACAAUUUUGUUGUCAAGGAAAAAGCAGAUGCAACAUUCAAGGUUGUUUCUGGUGCCAGUAUUGUUGCAAAGGUGAUGAGGGAUUCAAUGAUGCUGGAGUUUGGAAAAGAUGUCGGAUCUGGAUAUCCUGCUGAUCCAGACACUGUCAAAUGGCUCAAUAAAAACAUCAAUAACGUGUUUGGAUUUCCAACAGGAGUCAGAUACUCAUGGGUAACCAUCAAGAGAAUGCUUGGCGAAAGAAAAUCAUUGCCUCUCAAGGGCUCUCUGGCUGGAUUCUAUGCCAAUAGCUCAUGA
Molecule: messenger RNA, 729 nt
Organism: Ordospora pajunii
Lineage: Eukaryota; Fungi; Microsporidia; Ordosporidae
Product: ribonuclease
Exons: 1
Coding region: 1-729 (242 amino acids)
Biological process (GO): mismatch repair; DNA replication, removal of RNA primer
Cellular component (GO): ribonuclease H2 complex
Molecular function (GO): RNA binding; RNA-DNA hybrid ribonuclease activity
Source: RefSeq, a predicted model, not a curated record